Sporothrix schenckii 1099-18 is the source of this 1332-nucleotide messenger RNA. RefSeq lists its product as uncharacterized. Lineage: Eukaryota; Fungi; Ascomycota; Sordariomycetes; Ophiostomatales; Ophiostomataceae. Bases 1 to 1332 code for a protein of 443 amino acids. The record is from RefSeq and is a predicted model, not a curated record. The transcript has a single exon.
AUGCGGCCGCCCGUCAACCACAUCCUCGACCUUCCAGUCCAUGUCAUCUUUACCCUCAAAGAGUUCCUUCGAGGCCAAGACAUCAUCCUGCUAUCACUCACAUGUAAGGAUCUCCGCCGUCUUAUGAUACAGAGACCCAACCAGACCCUUAGUCUCGCCUUGGAUAUCGUUCCAUCCAGACGGGAAAAAUACCACAUGCUGCUGGUGCGCGACUGUUACACACAUUGGGUAUGCCACGCAUGCCACCAGCUGCGCACUGUCUUUGAAAUGGACCUUCCCGGAUGCCCCGUUCACAUCACCUGGCGACGGAUAUGCUAUAAGGCUCACUGCCAUACACCAGCUGUCGCCGGCCCCUUCUCGACCGUGGGUGCGGCCGGCUUGGCUUUUCAUCACAUUCAAAUUGCCCUCCGCUACCAGCGCCUCAUCAAAGCCGGCGUCCCGGACACUAUGCGGAUGAGACGGGCAGUACCAGACACCAUCCGCCUUGUACACCAGGACGCCACUCUGUCGCCCGUCCGCAUGCUCCACCGCAUCAUGGAUCCCAUUUUCAAGACCAUGUCGCGCGGCACUGGUGACUGUGACUAUGCGCUCCGUAUGCGGUUCGACCGCCGGAUUAAAGAAGACCACACGGCUACCCGCCCAUUCACCGAUCUGCCACAAUUGCGCUUCGUACAGCGCUCCAGAAUCAAGAUCGUGCGCCAUUUCUCGACCGUUAAUUGCAUGCAGUGGGACGGAACCAUUUUCAACAUUUGUCCGCACUUGACCAUCAUGAGCCAGCACUUGUUCUCGGCCGACCCUCUCCCCCGACACUCUGGAUACCGAAAUGAUCCUCGCAAUCUGAAGACGAACAGAAAGAACUGCUACCGCCGCGCUCACUAUGCUCUAUAUACGACAGACCAGGGACUACUGCGGAUUGAGCCAUGCGUGCAGUACCACACAAUCCUCGACGAGGAAAAGGGCGCCUGCGCGCAGUGCUUGACCGACUACAAGGUCAGGGUCUGCGACAACAAUACGACACUCUAUGUGGAUGUUUGGCAGGACUUUGGCACCGAGUGCACUUAUAGAGAUGCCGAUGAAUGGCUCAUGCACAGCAGCCUCUUAUGGUAUCGGACCCAUAAUCCCAGCCUGUAUUCCCACCCCAGGGCAAACGGCCAUGACAAUGUUCGACAUCAGCCCGGCGCUGUCUGCAAGUUCUACCACCGAGGCGAGAAUGCAUGCCCUUGGGACCGUCCACAAACAGACCUUGCUCACAUUCAGCAGUUGCGUGUUCAAAAUGAGCCAAUGGUACUACUUUGGAGGACGAGCUGUGGACAGCACUCUCCGAGACUGUAG